AAAUAUUGUGGUAACACAAUGAAGGAUGCUUUUUUGCUCUCAGUUUGUACUUCUAAAAUAUGACGCCAACGUGUCUUCCUUUUCCUCCAGUCUCCAUGUCUCCCAUUGCACUUCGAGAGGAGACCGAAGCCAGUCCGGCAGAGGUGGCGCUGUGCCUGUCCACUCGCAAGGACCACAGCAUGUACACGUACAACCAGAUGUACACCAAUGACCCCGGUGCAGUGGUUCCUGCGGCUGAGCUCCCAUCAUGCACUGCUCUGGGCCAGAGUCCAGAGACCGAGCACAUCCGAAGCACACACAACAAUACGUACGUGCGCACUAAAAUAAAGGUUACCACAGGUGAGCUUCCCAAAGAGGUUCCACCUAUUGUUCCUAGCGUAACUACAAGUCCACCUGCUUCUAUAGCGAUACCUUGCUCCCCUCCUGCCGCUAAGUCGCCUUCAGUGCAGUCGAGUGGUGGUACUUAUGUUUGCCAGGUGUGUCAAAAAGUUUUCCAGUUCCAGCGCAUGCUAAACAGACACCUGAAAUGUCACAGCGAGCAGAAGAAACACCUGUGCGACUUUUGCGGAAAGGGCUUUAACGACACCUUCGAUCUCAAGAGGCAUGUCCGCACACACACAGGUGUUCGUCCAUACAAGUGCAAUCUCUGUGAGAAGGCCUUCACUCAGCGCUGCUCUCUGGAGUCCCACAUGAAGAAGAUUCAUGGUGUCACGCAGCAGUACGCUUACAAGGAGCGCCGGAACAAGCUGUACGUCUGUGAAGAGUGCGGCCUUACAGCUUCUACCCAGGAUGCAUUGCUGUGCCACCUCCACACUGAACAUCCAAACAGUGUCCUCCUGCUGGCCAAGGGGGCACGAAGACAGUCACCAAUGAUGAACGCUACCAGAGAUGACACCUCCCAACCUAGUUCCCCUCUCUCUCAUAAUAGCGAUGACACUGUAGGGUCAGGAGGGAGUUAGAGAAAGGGAUGUUUCCUAAAAAUAUAUAUAUAUAUAUAUAUAUAAGGGAUGUGAUUAAUGUGUAUUCUGAUGAUUUAUUGCUUCAUUCAACAGACAUGAGGGAAGAGGGAAUUUAAAAAGAGAUAGUGAAGUCAUGCAAAAUGCUGUUUUAAUGGCAGUACGCUGAGAUUCAGUUUACACUUUUGCUGCAGAAUCGAGCUGUACUUUUCCCUGUGAAACACACAAAAGCAGACGAUAACGUCUACAGCAUAAGUAUGCACUACUUCAGUUUACAUAAUAAUAUUAUUAUUAUUCAAAUAGAUGAGAUGAAACACAACUCAGGAGAAAUACACAAUUCAAUGUGACAUUAAAUAGUUGCAUUUUUACUGUGUGGGACAAUGAUUUUAUGUAGUAGUGUCUCAACACUAAAAUGAACUCUGCAGCGACUGAUAGUUACAUAUCAGCAGUCCCUGAAUGUUUGAAAAAGGGAUUUAGAAAGGAAAUUAAUUUUGUGUUGUUGAUUUACUACUGUAUGUAAUAUAUACUUGCAUAAAUUUAUCAUAAAAAGAUUUGUAUUUAUCCUGGUGUUAUAUUUUCCUGGGUAUGUUUUUUGCUAGAUUUUAUACAUUUACUUUCACAUGUAACAACCUUUAAUACUUGUAAUACUUGUGUUUUGGGGUUAUUAUUUUUUUGUACUUUUUAUAUU
Molecule: messenger RNA, 1644 nt
Organism: Sinocyclocheilus rhinocerous
Lineage: Eukaryota; Metazoa; Chordata; Actinopteri; Cypriniformes; Cyprinidae
Product: putative transcription factor Ovo-like 1
Exons: 3
Coding region: 60-959 (299 amino acids)
Biological process (GO): epidermal cell differentiation; regulation of transcription by RNA polymerase II
Cellular component (GO): nucleus
Molecular function (GO): DNA-binding transcription factor activity, RNA polymerase II-specific; RNA polymerase II cis-regulatory region sequence-specific DNA binding
Source: RefSeq, a predicted model, not a curated record